This is a messenger RNA of Ziziphus jujuba (common jujube), 2736 nucleotides long. RefSeq names its product disease resistance protein RGA2-like. The record is from RefSeq and is a predicted model, not a curated record. NCBI's taxonomy places the organism in Eukaryota, Viridiplantae, Streptophyta, Magnoliopsida, Rosales, Rhamnaceae. Bases 1 to 2712 code for a protein of 903 amino acids. The transcript has a single exon. Gene Ontology annotation, biological process: defense response to other organism. Gene Ontology annotation, molecular function: ADP binding; protein binding.
AUGGAAAGAUUGCAACAAAUUCUACGUAAAAAAAUAAAUGGAAAACGAUAUCUUCUUGUGCUAGAUGAUAUUUGGAAUGAGGAGCAAGAGAAAUGGAACUACUUGAAAAGGUUACUAUUAGAUGGUGGGGCAGGAAGUAAAGUAAUAGUAACCACACGGAGUAAAGUUGUUGCAAGGAUUACAGGCACAAUGCCAGCAUAUGACUUAAAAGCCAUGAAUAAAGAGAAAUCUUGGGCUCUAUUUAAGAAAAUAGCUUUGGAGCAAGGACGAGAGUCAAAUAUCAGUUGCAAUAUUUCAGAAAUUGGAAAGCGUAUUGUGGACAAGUGUGGUGGAAAUCCUCUUGCAAUCAAAACAAUUGGAGCCUUGUUGCGUUUAAAAAGUCCGGAGACAGAAUGGUCCUUAUUUAUGGAAAGAGAGUUUUCACAGAUACCUCAAACAGAAGAUGAUAUUAUCCCAACGCUUAAAUUGAGUUAUGAUCAUCUUCCAUCAAGUUUGAAACAGUGUUUUGUAUAUUCUUCUUUAUUUCCUAAAGAUCAUGUAAUUGAUAUAGAAAUUCUAGUACAGCUUUGGAUGGCGCAAGGUUUUAUUAAAAGGUCAGAUCCAAAUGAUUGUUUGGAAGACGUGGGUUAUGAGUUUUUUAAGGAAUUACUUUGGAGAUCCUUUUUUGAAGAAGUUGAAACAGAUGAGAAUGGCAAUGUAACAAAAUGCAAAAUGCAUGAUUUAAUGCAUGACCUUGCGGAGUCAAUAACAUCAUCCGAGUUUGAUAGGCGAAAUGGAAUCGCAGUACCUAUUAACAGGAGAACACGUCAUGUCUUCUUGUAUGAAUAUGGUUUUGAUUUAGUACGAAAAAUUCAACCUUCAUUGAUUCAUGCUAAAAAGAUGAGGACGAUUCUUAGGCCUGAUGCGGAUGGAUGGCAGUCGUGGUAUACAAUUACAGGUGGUGAGUCAACAUGGGAUGCAAUUGCUUUGAAUUUGAAGUUGUUACGCACGUUGGAUUUGCAAUAUUGUCAUAUUGGGAAAGUGCCCAAAUCUAUUGGUAAGCUGAAGCAUUUGAGAUAUCUUGAUCUUUCUUAUAAUGGUUUUAAGGUACUACCACAUUGUGUCACCAGAUUGCAUAAUUUACAGACACUGAAGCUCAGUUGGUGCGAUCAUCUUCAAGUAUUGCCUAAAGACAUCAAUAAACUAAUCAACCUCCGGAGUCUAGAGAUUGAUGGUUGUUUGAGUCUGAAAUACAUGCCACGUGGAAUAGGUGAAUUAAGUAGCCUUUGUAAAUUAUCAAAGUUUACGUUGAGUAAGCGCAUGAGCUUUUUCUCUACGCAUCAGGGUGGCGGUGGGCUUGAUGAAUUAGGGAGACUGAACAACUUGAGAGGGAGCUUGAAAAUUAAAAACUUGAGAAUCCAUGCAAUCGUACAACCAAUGGAUGCAAAUCUGAGAGAGAAGCAACAUCUUCGAUCCUUAAGUUUAAGUUGGAUUGAAGAUGUUAAAUUGGAAGAAAUAACAGAGGCAGUGGCAAAACGUUACGACAUGCAACUGAAUGCCCUCCAACCGCAUCCAAAUCUCAAAGAUUUGUCUAUUGAGAGUUAUCACGGUGUCAGGUUUCCAAAUUGGUUUGAGUCGCAUAUAAAUCUGGUAACAUUGUGUUUAGGGAGCUGUUACAAAUGCCAACAUCUACCGCCACUGCAUCAACUUCCUUGUCUUAAGGAAUUGUGGCUGUAUAAAUUGGAUGCUCUUGAGUAUGUUUCAAAGGAUGAGUACUUGUCUUGCUCAUCAUCGUCGUCUUCGACUUUAAUAUUCUUUCCUUCCCUAGAAAGACUGGAUUUGAAAUACUUGAGUAAUUUAAAGGGAUGGUGGCGGAGGAGUGAUAGUUCAUCUGCCACAGCGAGUAGUAGUCAUGAUGAUCUUAUGCUGCCCAUAUUCCCCGAUUGUCUUUCUGAUUUAAUUAUCCAGCAUUGCCCAAGCUUGACAUGCAUGCCACUUUUUCCAUAUGUAAGCCAACGUCUAGAGUUGAGAAAUACCAGUUGGAAACCAUUCGAACAGACAAUCCUCAGCGUCAGUGGUGGCGGUGCAAGACCCAUUAAUGUUCAACCAUCAUCAUCAUCAUCAUCAUCGUCGUCAUCGACAUCUUCCUACUACUCUCCACUCCGCAAAUUGACGUCUUUGGCUAUUCAUAGCAUUCAUGAUCUACAAUUUCUCCCAGAUGAGCUGAAAAGCCUUACUUCUCUCAAGGAUCUGCAUAUCGGGUACUGCCAAGAAUUGAAGUCUCUAUAUCCGGGUAUUCAGCAUCUCACCUCACUUCAGAGUUUAAGAAUUGAAAACUGCAAGAAGCUCGACAUGUGUGAUAACAAAGCCCAUGCAAUUACUAUGUGGCAGCAGCCUCUCAAAAGGCUCCAAACACUGUCGAUUGAUGGGCUUCCGCAACUUCUGGGCCUCCCAAUUGGCCUUCAACACCUUAACAGCCUGCAGAAACUGUAUAUUUAUCGUUGCCAUAAUUUAGUAUCACUUCCGGAGUCGAUUAAAAGCCUCAUAUCUCUUCAGUACCUUAAGCUUUAUGACUGCCCCAAAUUGGCAUCAUUGCCUGAAGAAAUAACAAGUCUCAUCUCUUUACACACCUUGGAGAUCCAGUUUUGUGGCGCCUUAUCACCAAGAUGUGAAAGGGAAACAGGCGAGGAUUGGCCUCAGAUUUCUCAUAUCCCAGACUUGCGGAUCCACUGAUGAUAGAAUUUAAAAACAUCUCUA